Octopus bimaculoides (California two-spot octopus) is the source of this 1413-nucleotide messenger RNA. RefSeq names its product protein arginine N-methyltransferase 1. Lineage: Eukaryota; Metazoa; Mollusca; Cephalopoda; Octopoda; Octopodidae. Gene Ontology annotation, biological process: peptidyl-arginine methylation, to asymmetrical-dimethyl arginine; chromatin remodeling. Gene Ontology annotation, molecular function: protein-arginine omega-N monomethyltransferase activity; protein-arginine omega-N asymmetric methyltransferase activity; histone methyltransferase activity. The record is from RefSeq and is a predicted model, not a curated record. Gene Ontology annotation, cellular component: nucleus.
UUAACACACCGUUCGAAUAGUCUUUUGCAGCAGUCUGCUUAGAUUAGCCGGUAUUUUACCCCUAUUUUGAUGACGUAGUACACAACCACGAGAUUCACGCUUCGUUCUCAAGAUGGCUGACCACAUGGAGACCACACCUUCCAGCAGUAAUGGAAACACCCAAGUUGAUGAAAUGACAUCCAAGGACUACUAUUUUGACUCCUAUGCUCAUUUUGGUAUUCACGAGGAAAUGCUCAAAGAUGAAGUACGCACAUUGACUUAUCGUAACUCUAUGUACCAUAACAAACACCUCUUCAAAGGUAAAGUUGUGCUGGAUGUUGGAUGUGGUACUGGAAUCCUAAGCAUGUUUGCUGCUAAAGCUGGAGCCAGCAAAGUUAUUGGAAUUGAAUGUUCCAGUAUCAUUGAAUAUGGUCAGAAGAUUGUGGAAAACAACCAUCUUGAUAAUGUGGUAACCCUUGUCCGUGGCAAAGUUGAAGAGGUGGAGCUUCCUGAUGGCAUUGAAGGAGUUGAUAUCAUUAUUAGUGAAUGGAUGGGCUACUGUCUUUUCUAUGAGUCUAUGCUUAAAACAGUUCUUUAUGCCAGAGACAAAUGGCUGAAACCUGGGGGUUUGAUCUUUCCUGACAGAGCAACACUUUACAUCUGUGCUAUUGAGGACAGACAGUACAAGGAUGAGAAAAUCAACUGGUGGGAAAAUGUUUAUGGGUUUGAUAUGAGUGUCAUCAGACAAGUGGCAAUUGCAGAACCUCUUGUGGAUGUUGUGGAUCCGAAACAGGUGGUCACAAAUUCGUGUUUAGUCAAGGAAGUUGACAUUUACACUGUGAAGGAAGAAGAUCUUACCUAUACAGCUCCGUUCCACUUACAAUGCCGGAGAAAUGACUAUAUUCAUGCCCUUGUAUGUUUCUUUAACAUUGAAUUCACCAAGUGUCAUAAACGUACUGGAUUUUCUACAGCUCCAGAAUCUAGGUACACACAUUGGAAGCAGACCGUUUUCUACCUGGAUGAUUAUUUAACCGUGAAAAAGGCUGAGGAAAUAUUUGGCACAUUCACAAUGCAACCAAAUAAGAAGAACAGUCGGGACCUGGAUUUCACUGUUGAUAUUGACUUCAAGGGUGAACUUUCAGAGAUGUCGGAGUGUCUGCAUUACAAGAUGAGGUAGAUGAACAGCUAAGAGAAAGUGACUGACAAAAAUAAGACACUGAUGAUGUCAUUGAUGCCAGCAAUCCACUCCCACCCCUCCUUUCUUCUCUCUCUCACACACACCCUCCAAUUUCUAUCUUUGUGUUGUUCUUCCCAAGGAGGCAUGUGUGAGAAAUUCCCACAUUUAAAACAAACUUACAUCAUACAUUUGGUGGGAUCAACCCAAACACGACGAAUUCAAUACAAUUAAUAAUAAUAAUAAUAAUAAUAACAAUA